CCACGUAAGAUACCGUUUACCUUGCAACAUUAGUUUAUUUCCUCGUCGCAAUGACUCUGCUCCAAGGUCUGAUAAGCAGCUUCGUUAAAGCUUUGCAUUUCAGAUCGCUUUUUCUAACCCAAUAUAACCAAGCACUUGUUGAGCCUCAAAUAUUGUUUCUCGGAUAUUACGAUGUCAGAAUCUACCUACCAACUCCAAACAUUUGGGGAGGCAGGAGAUGAUGGUGCAGAACAAUCGAAGGACGACAAGGCUUCCGUCCAAGUCUCCUUCAGAGACGACGAGGAAGCUCCCUAUACAGAUGGCCAGACUGUACCAUUGAACGACGACGAAACUACACCACUUAGGGAUGACGAGAAUGCAAAUUUGACUAAGGAUGAUACUCAGCCAUCUAUCUUCACCCGAAUGGGAAGGGCUUUCAGUACAGCUUUGUUUUAUAUCCCAAUGCCUUCGUUCAAGUUGCUUGCUCUCUGGGGAAUUUGCGCCGGCCUGCUAAAAUUACACCUGGAUUUACUUCACAGAUGGCCUCAGGGCGACUAUGGAAUCGGCGUGUUGAAGGAGAGCAUGGAUUGUGGCUCGCAUGGAGCCGCCUACAUGGCUUUCGCUGUCCAACUUCCUACGAAUAUUCUCGCCACAUUCCUAGCUACUGCCCUCGGAAGUGCAAGGGCUAGCAUGGCAAUCGAUGCUGCAAGGCUUGCAGAUUCCGGUAUGCUAGUUCUUGCUAUACCUUUGUAUAUUCUCCAGAUUGUUCCUCUAUUAAUGACCAUACCUACGCAUCUCCUUUACAACAGCUUGAUAUUCCGAAGCACCUCAGCGUAUGAUUCUUACGAAGUGCUUGUCUCGGACUCCUUCCUGCAUCAGAACAGCACACCAUUUGACUUAUCCAUAUUGCCGUUGCAUCCAACAAGUGGCCAUGUUAAUCCUCUUCGGAAUGACUACAAUAUGAUGCCCCCAGGACUGAACAGUCUGACGGAUUCCAUCAUGCAGCUACGAACAGCUUUAGUUUCGAACCACAGUCAUGCCGAAUGGGAGAACUUGACCUUCUCAAGUUGUCAGAACAGAUACAAAGACGGAACUUACGAAUCAUUCUCAAAUGUCGUCCUGAUAUCGAAUUACACCUCUCCUUCCACUGCUAAUAACUCGGCUUUGGAACUCACAGUCCUUUCCGGCCAGGCAGGUCCACGGCACCAAACAGCACAAAAACUAGUCUCUCUGUGUCCCGAAAGCUUCUUGUCCACUCACAACUCAACCGAGCCCGAAUGGAAAUAUGUUCCCAGUAAGGCAAGCGGUCUUUUCGAUGCAUAUGCCCCCAAGAAUUUCCCCGUCAAAGACCAGAACGUCUUCGUCAAAUCGUGUUUCAGCCAGGAUGUUCCACAGAAGUGCAGACUGCUCUACAGUCCUUUGGUCCUCAGAGUCGCCACCGUAUGCCUUAUGGUCACUGUGGGCUGCAUGACGUUUGCCGCUCUCUUCUGUGGGUGGACCCUGCGAAAGAGCGCAGACUUGGAGAAGUUCGAGGAGAUGGUGAGCAUGUCGUCCGAGACCCAAACGGGAGUAUUCUUCGGCGGAGCUAUCUUGGCCUUUACAGCUUUUGUGAUUCAGCUCUUUGUCAUGGCAUUUUCCGCCGCUGCCCAGCGAGAACCAAGUGGGAAAAGUGAUCAACGUUGGCUUCUCAAUGUAAGUCCAGAUACUAAUAUUCCCAGACGGCCGAUGAAGUAUCCUUUUCACAGGAUUGAGGACCAUCAACACUGACACAUUGACAGGCCUUUUGUGUCAUCAACGUUGUCCAGCUCAUCGAAACCAUUUGCGAGACCUUUGUUUUAAUGAAGAUGAAGCAGUCGAUAUUAAACACUCCGACGAGCAUACUCUGGCAUUGGUUCUUGUCAGGGGUGUUUUCGAUGCAACUGAGUGAUCGAUUUAUGCUUACUUCUUCAUUGCCGAGCACCACUAUUCUUCCAGUCGCGAAUCUAACAUCGCUUUGGUUCAAACCCUUCUUCAAGUGGCUCCUGAUAAUUGGCCUCUCAAUCCCUUUCUUUCCAGAAGUAGCUCUUGUCCUUGUUGUUGUCUUUUGCUGCUUUCCGUUCGCCGUUCGUUUAGGCUUGGUAUCGUUGGUGAUGAACCUGGACGAUUAGA
Molecule: messenger RNA, 2127 nt
Organism: Mollisia scopiformis
Lineage: Eukaryota; Fungi; Ascomycota; Leotiomycetes; Helotiales; Mollisiaceae
Exons: 3
Coding region: 172-1746 (524 amino acids)
Source: RefSeq, a predicted model, not a curated record